AUGGAGGGCAUCGCGCGCCGAUCGAGCGCGCCGCGACCGCGCUCGAUCGCGACCGCGCCGACGCGUCGCGCGACGACGACGACGCGCGGCGCGCCGAACGACGACGCGGGCGACGCGCGGUACGCGAUCGCGCGAUCGGUGGUGCUGAACGCGCGAUCGCUGACGGAAACGAAGGCGACGACGAGCGAGCCGAGGACGAGGCCGAGGACGAGCGGGACGAGCGGGCGCGGAGACGCGAGCGGGCGCGAGAGAGGGCGAGGGUUGGCGUGCGAUCGAAGCGUGGGCGAUCGCGUGCGAGCGAACGGAGGGGCGAAUGUGAAGCACGUGCAUCCGCUGCCGCUGUCGGUGACGCACGACGAUGCGUUCGCGGAGAGGUUGGGGAAGUUGAGAGCGCGCGCGAGCGACGCGGAGGACGUGUACGACGCGCUGCGGAGACGGAAAGAGGAAGGAUCGCGACCGGGGGCGAGGACGGAUGAGUUGAAGAUUGGACUCGUGGUCGAGGGGGGGGGGAUGCGAGGGGUGAUCAGCGCCGGCGCGGCCGGGGCGUUGUUAGAGGCGGGGUAUUACGACUGCUUCGACGCCGCGUACGGGUCGAGCGCGGGGGCGAUGAAUUUGACGUAUUACCUCUCAAAGCAGCCGGAAGGGAUUUUUGCGUACGAGGAAGAUUUAUGCGACGGUUCGUUCUUAGAUUUAAAGCGCCACGUCUCGAGGCGGAUGACGGUGAUUAAGGAGGCGCACAUCGAUUUGGUGCGCCCCUUCGUGCGCUUUGGGCGUCGCUCUCGAAACGCCCUCGCGGCGAGAAAUGGCGCGAGCACAAUCGAGACGGCGACCAUGGCGGACGUCGGCACUUUAGCAGAAACGCUGAGCGACGACGAUGGGGAUUCAAAGUUUGCCGUGGAUCCGGCGAUGAAUGUGAAUUACUUGCUCGAAACCGUCAUGGGCGGCGAAACCGGACGUCCGUUGCGAUGGAAGGACGUCAUCACCUCCUCCGUACCGCUCAAAGUCGUCGCCACGUCGCUCGACACACUGACAACCGUUAUUUUGGAUGACUUCAAGGAUGAAGCCGAUCUAAAAAAGUCGUUGCUCGCGAGCGCGCGCGUGCCGGCCCUCGCGGGUAGCUCCCCGGUGACUCACAGAGGUCAUCGACUGGUAGACGCCGCCGUGCUCGAGCCCGUGCCCGUGCACGCGGCGGCGCACGACGGAUGCACGCACAUCCUGGUUUUACUCACCGCCCCGCACAAAGUGGACACCGAAGCGGACGUGACGAACACGGAGAAGCGCGAGAACAGACGAUUUCUCGGGCAGAUUCGCGAACGCCUGUCUCGCGUGCGGCAAUCCAAGGCGCGAGACGUCGUCGCGGCGGCGGCGAGCGACACCAACGACAGCGAUCUGAACAAAUCCAUCGACGACCUCGAGGCGAAACCAAAACCGGCGCAAUCGGCGCUGUAUCGGGCCAUACGCAACUUGCUCUUUGCGCCGUCGUACAUGGGCGCGGUGUGGGACCUCCACGAUUCCUACGCCGCCACCCUCGACGCCCGCCACGGCUGGCGCGCGCGCGACGUCUUCAUCCCCUCCACAGCUCCGAGCGCAUUUCAUCCCAUCAAGAUCGCCACCAUCGCUCCAUCCGGUCCGGCAUCCAAAGCCAUGUCCAGUCUGUGCGUCGACGCCGACCUCAUCGCCGCCGCGCGUCGCGAGGGCGCCGCCGCGUGUUUCCGCGCCCUCGGCGUCGCCUUCGACGACACCGCUUCGCAGCCCAACGUCCCGAGCGCCGAGCGUUCGCGUUAA
Messenger RNA from Ostreococcus lucimarinus CCE9901, 1785 nucleotides. RefSeq lists its product with no specific name. Gene Ontology annotation, biological process: lipid metabolic process. NCBI's taxonomy places the organism in Eukaryota, Viridiplantae, Chlorophyta, Mamiellophyceae, Mamiellales, Bathycoccaceae. The record is from RefSeq and is a predicted model, not a curated record. Bases 1 to 1785 code for a protein of 594 amino acids. The transcript has a single exon.